GCAUCUUUCAUUCGUUCGUGUGCGUGUAGAUUUGGGAUAUCGUGUGAGGCCGUAAGCCGUCCGCCCUUCACGUGAACCGCCGCCGCAUCUGCCUUGCUAGCUUCGUUCGUGCCGACAUCUUUCGUUUGUGUGCGUGUGGACUUGGGACAUCGUGUGAGGCCGUAAGGCCGUCCGCUCUUCACGUGAACCGCUCCCCCCGGACUUGACUAGAUCUGAAGGCUGUCAGCCACCUACUCUGUACCCUGAGACGAGCUCCAUGUCGUUAGGGAGCGAGUUCAACGAGGUACUUCACAGGCAGCUCGGGAUUUAUGCAGCAUGGCCUCCUGUUGUGGGCGGCGUCAAUGAGUUCGAGGUGGGAGACUACGGUGUCAUCCGAGGGGGCGUCUUCAGCUUCAUGGGAAAUCUCUCGAGGGACUUCCCCGGGAUUCCCGAGAUUGAAGUCCGGGAACUCGCGAGGGACUUUCCCGAGACUGAAGCCCAGAGCCAUCGAGGACGCCGCCGUCGCCGCCGGCAUGGUGGAAGAAGUCGCGCUGAUGAGCCCGCUCCCACCUACGACAGCCACCCUCCCAUCUACGACAUCCAGUCGGGCAGAGUCAGGGUCGUUAGGGGUUCCGGUGGUUUGGCAUUCGGAUGGCUCCCGUUUGGCAAAGUGGAUGCCAGUGUCACGUUCCGCUUCCUCCGUGACAAGACCGCCUGGUUGAAGGGACCCGUCCAGAAGUCUCACCAGAUGGUCAACAUCCUUGCGGCAGCAGACCACCUUCGCCAGAACCCUCUGUGGAGGGAGUACUACAAGGUGGUGUCGAGAGUCUUCAUCGGUCGGCAUUGCCUAUUUGUGGCCGCGCACAAGAAGGGCACCAGCCUGGUGUUCAAGGGCGGAGCCAAUUUAUUCCACCAAGUCGAGUUCCCAUGGGAAGCCAAGGUGGCGCUUCAUGGGGAGUUCCACAACUAUGAGGGAGACGUCUUCCAGAGCAUCGGGGAAGAAGGCGUGGUGGGCCUCGGCCUCUUCAGCGUGAGCGACUACUUCCCAGAGCUCUACUCUCAGACGCCUCCUCAGACGCCGCCGCGCAAGGGGUCCAGCUGGAGCCGCAGGACGAGACCUAAGGCGGUAGAGAGACCCCACCUACACCACGCCAGCCUGCAGCCCUUGCAGGCCCCGCCUGCACUACCGCCGCCGUCCUCAGCAGAGGUGGCUGUCGCCAGGCUCACAGGGGGUGUGAGGCAGGAGCUGGAGGCGACGCCUGAAGUCCCUGAACGGGUAACCACCGACAAGCCCACGACUGCCCACGCAGGAGAGGUAGAGGGACCCCACGUGCCGUUGCCUCCCAGCGGCGGUUCAAUCCUCAUCAAGACCCUCACCGGUGAGUCAGUCAGCGAGUGGGACACAACUUGGGCAGGGAAACCACUCGCUCCACAGGGAUCACCGCUGAUUCCUCGACCCAUCGUGUCUGGCUUUUGCUAUGUGAUUGCUUUGUAUGUGCAGGCAAGACCAUCACGGUGGACACAGUAAAGCCUUCUGACACCGUCGAGGACCUCAACGCGAAGAUCAGAGACCAGUUCCCCUUCCCUCCUCAGCAGCAGCGCUUGGUCUUCGCCGACCAUGAGCUCGAAGACCGGCGCACCCUGGCGUACUACGAUGUGUACCAGGGGGCCGCAAUCUAUCUGAUUCUCUGUCUGCGGGCCGGCGGCUCUGAAUCAAAUCAGCCUCUCGUGUCUCAUCCGGUCGACGGGACAGACGAGGAAGGGCGGUCAAUCGUAUUUUUGCUGCACACCGACUGGGGAGACAAGCUCACAGACCACGACAUCGAAGGUAGCGCCCCUCCCCCCUUGGCGCCAGCGGCGACAGCAGAGGCCGACACGAGCCAGCCAUACUUGCAGGCCCCACUCCCAGAACGACGGCUGCCGAGGGCUUCUCAGUAG
Messenger RNA from Vitrella brassicaformis, 1917 nucleotides. Lineage: Eukaryota; Vitrellaceae. The record is from the annotation of a GenBank genome assembly.